AGCUCGAAGCUAAACUCCCCCGCAUUUUUACUGAGCCGCCGUUACAAAUUUACUGAUGUUAAAUACCUUCAAUGCAACAUUAAAAAAAAAACUACCAAGUAUCCCUCAUACACUACAUCAUAGCACAAAAGAAACAAAUCGAAAUGGCAGAGCCUCAACCGAAAAACGUACAAGAGGGCGCAUCCGGAGACGUCGAAGAUGAGGUCCAGACUACCGCCAAGUCGGCCGAGGAUCGAAAGGCUGCUGCUGCUAUGGCGAGUCUCGACACCCGCGGAGAUGAUGCCGGUUCGUUGAACGCUGUUGAUCAGGAGGCUGUAAGCAAAGCCAUGCAGAGCCUUGGGAGCGGCCCCUCCACCGGUGCUGCUAAGGACGCCAAAAAGGUCAAGGUCGACCCUGCUGACGUUUCGUUGUUGGUCGAUGAGCUCGAUCUUACUAAAGCUAAGGCUACCGAGCUGCUUAAGGCGCACGACGGCGACGCAGUAUUGGCUAUGAAGGCGUUUAUUGCUACGUGAAGAAUACUGCGAAUAGACGGGCGAAGUCCUUCUAGCAAAUUGUCGCAUGGGAGGCGUCAUGGUUUUUGGGAACAUGAUAGAGAAAAUGGAUAGAUAUACCUAACGAGACGAUGAGGAGGAGCGCGAACUUGGAAGGCUGGUAGACAGACACCUAACUAUGCUAAGCCUUCCUCAUAUUUACAUACGAAUAAGGCGUAUGAAUAUUUAGGUAUUAAACGCCGAAGAGUAAAGGGAAAGAAGAGUAUUUGAUAACCAGAUUACGGCAUGCGGCCAAAAUGUCCGCCUUAGAGGAGACUCUAAGUCACGUACGCCGGUUCAUAACCGUUUACCGGGUACCGGAGGCCGGACACCGAACGGCGGAGGAUCAUCGUUGGGAUUUACUUGCCUAACCUAGCUGAUUAAAUGAGCCGAAAUACGAAGAAGAUAAAAAAGAAAUUCCCCGAACUCUUUCUCGCACAAGACUACCUACGUGGAAAUGUACCGUCUUAUUCGCGUCUAAACUAAACGUAAAGGAGGCGAAU
This is a messenger RNA of Daldinia vernicosa, 1033 nucleotides long. RefSeq lists its product as uncharacterized. Lineage: Eukaryota; Fungi; Ascomycota; Sordariomycetes; Xylariales; Hypoxylaceae. The record is from RefSeq and is a predicted model, not a curated record. Gene Ontology annotation, biological process: protein stabilization; negative regulation of apoptotic process. The transcript is spliced from 3 exons. The coding region runs from base 144 to 512 and encodes 122 amino acids.